AUGGCUGACCACGAAUACAACGCCGAGGAGGCUGCCGAGAUCAAGAAGAGAAGACAGUUCCGCAAGUUUUCUUACCGCGGUAUUGACCUCGACCAGCUCCUCGACCUCUCUUCCGAGCAGCUCCGUGAUGUCGUUCACGCCCGUGCCCGCAGACGUUUCAACCGCGGUCUGAAGCGCAAGCCCAUGGGUCUCAUCAAGAAGCUUCGCAAGGCCAAGCAGGAGGCCAAGCCCAACGAGAAGCCCGACCUCGUCAAGACCCACCUCCGUGACAUGAUCGUCGUCCCCGAGAUGAUCGGCUCCGUCGUCGGUAUCUACUCCGGUAAGGAGUUCAACCAGGUUGAGAUCAAGCCCGAGAUGGUUGGCCACUACCUGGCUGAGUUCUCUAUCUCUUACAAGCCCGUCAAGCACGGUCGUCCCGGUAUCGGUGCCACCCACUCUUCCCGUUUCAUUCCCCUCAAGUAA
Penicillium arizonense is the source of this 462-nucleotide messenger RNA. Its product is annotated as 40S ribosomal protein uS19. The coding region runs from base 1 to 462 and encodes 153 amino acids. Gene Ontology annotation, biological process: translation; ribosomal small subunit assembly. The record is from RefSeq and is a predicted model, not a curated record. Gene Ontology annotation, molecular function: structural constituent of ribosome; RNA binding. The transcript is spliced from 5 exons. Gene Ontology annotation, cellular component: cytosolic small ribosomal subunit; ribosome. Lineage: Eukaryota; Fungi; Ascomycota; Eurotiomycetes; Eurotiales; Aspergillaceae.